CGUACAACUUGCCAUGUGCUUGCCAUGUGCAGUCCCUCUCUACCCACAGCCCACCUACUGUUUUAACUUUUAACUUCACUUUCAACUACUGCCGCCACCGCACUUCUUCCAUCGUCUGCCACCCUCCGAUCCGAUCUCUGGCGAAGUCUGUAAUCUUCUAAUUUAUACAUACAAUUAUGGAUAAGAACAUUAUUAGCUCCACGUAAAACCAAACAAGAAAAAACAGUGAUUUGUUAAUUAGAAAGAGAACAAGAUAGUUAAACUUCGUUCUGUCCCCAUGGCAUCCAUCAUUGAAGAAGGCGGGAAGGAUCUUGAAAUGGGAGUCAUAAAUGAACCCUCACUUCCGUCGCCGUCGCCGAGGGUUCCGGCACUGGUAGUGUCGAAUUCCGGCAAGACAUUAGCCGGAUCGAACUCCGGCAACUCGCUAGUGGUUUCCAAUUCCGGGAAAGCCUUGAUCUUGUCUAAUUCCGGAAAAAGAAUGGACCAAUCGGGUAAGAAGAAGUACGUGAGGCAGGUGACGGGGCGGCACAAUGACACGGAGCUGCAUCUGGCGGCGCAGAAGGGUGACGUGGCGGCAAUAAGGCAGAUAUUAGGUGAGAUCGAUGAGCAGAUGCUGCAGACAACGAGUGGGACUGAGUUUAAUGCUGAACUGGCGGAGAUCAGGGCAGCUGUGGUGAAUGAGGUCAAUGAAUUGGGGGAGACCCCUCUUUUCACCGCGGCCGAGAGAGGGCACAUUGAUGUGGUGAAGGAGUUGUUGACUUACACUACCAAGGAAGGGAUAACCUCCAAGAAUAAGUCGUGUUUCGACCCCUUGCAUAUUGCUGCGAGGCAAGGCCAUCAUGAUAUUGUCCAGAUACUGCUAGAGCAUGACCCUGGGCUAAGCAAAACAGUUGGUCAAUCAAAUGCAACUCCUCUUACUACUGCAGCGACAAAAGGUCACCUGGCAGUUGUUAAUGAGUUGCUUUCAAAGGAUUCAAGCUUACUAGAGAUAUCGAAAUCAAAUGGAAAGAAUGCUUUACAUUUUGCUGCUCGUCAAGGGCAUGUAGAUAUUGUUAAAGCAUUGCUUGAAAAAGACACUCAGCUGGCUAGAAGAACUGAUAAGAAAGGACAGACCGCACUUCAUAUGGCUGUAAAAGGUGUUAGUUGUGAAGUUGUGAAGUUGCUUCUGCAAGCAGAUGCAGCCAUUGUGAUGCUUCCAGACAAAUUUGGCAACACUGCAUUACAUGUAGCCACCAGAAAAAAAAGGGCUGAGAUUGUGCAUGAGUUAUUGCUGCUCCGUGACACAAAUGUCAAUGCACUAACAAGAGACCAUAAAACGGCCCUUGACAUAGCUGAAAAUCUCCCUCUAUCAGAAGAAAGUGCUGAAAUAAAAGACUGCUUAACUCGAUAUGGUGCUGUCAGAGCCAAUGAAUUGAAUCAGCCACGGGACGAGCUUCGCAAGACUGUUUCAGAAAUCAAGAAAAAUGUCCACACUCAGCUGGAACAAGCUCGUAAAACCAACAAAAACAUGAAUGGCAUUGCCAAAGAGCUUAGGAAGCUUCACAGAGAAGGAAUUAACAAUGCCACUAAUUCAGUCACUGUGGUGGCUGUGCUAUUUGCAACAGUUGCUUUUGCUGCAAUUUUUACAGUUCCUGGAGGUGAUGAUGACAGUGGGGUGGCUGUGAUGGUGAGCAGCCCAUCCUUCAAGGUUUUCUUCAUUUCUAAUGCUAUUGCCCUUUUCACAUCUUUGGCUGUUGUGGUAGUGCAAAUUACUGUAGUCAGAGGCGAAAUAAAAUCAGAGAGACGAGUUGUAGAGGUAAUCAAUAAAUUAAUGUGGCUGGCUUCUGUUUGCACUACUGUGGCUUUUAUUGCUUCAUCUUACAUUGUUGUUGGGAGGCAUAAUAAGUGGGCUGCAAUUCUUGUCACCGUCAUAGGAGGAGUUAUUAUGGCCGGGGUCCUUGGUACCAUGACGUAUUAUGUGGUGAAGUCCAGAAAAAAAAGGAAAGAGAGGAAGAAAGAAAAGUAUUCGAGGAGUGGAACUAACUCAUGGCAUCACUCAGAUUAUUCCGAGUCAGAUGUGAACCCAAUUUAUGCAAUCUGAUGCAGCCAUGGGUUGAGACCGGUAUCCUCUCUCCCACGUGAUGGUUAAUAUCAAGAAUUUAACCUGUCAAGAAUGCAAUGAGACGUUUUAAGGGGUGUAAUCAGUAAAUAUGAGACAUGCAGUUUGGCUAUGUUGUAAAUUAGACAUCAUGUUGCGGAACUGACAGAUAAGAGAAGCAGUAGCACACACUAAAAUUGUCUGUGGUUUCGAAGAUUUUAAGGUUGAUCAUAACAUUAUGUUGUACGAGUGACACAGGGCUGAGAAAUGAUCUUAUAACUCUGAUAGUAUCUGUGUUGUUCAGGUUAUUCUGUAAUAAUGUCAAAACUUUGCAUGCAUUAAACUCAUGUGGACUUCGUUUACAUCGAACCUUUGUACUUCUAAUUUCGUUGAACAUGGUGGCCAUUCUCAUGUGCGUAUUUUAGUUAUGCUAAGUGAUUUCUGUA
Molecule: messenger RNA, 2523 nt
Organism: Olea europaea var. sylvestris
Lineage: Eukaryota; Viridiplantae; Streptophyta; Magnoliopsida; Lamiales; Oleaceae
Product: ankyrin repeat-containing protein ITN1-like
Exons: 4
Coding region: 278-2080 (600 amino acids)
Cellular component (GO): plasma membrane
Molecular function (GO): protein phosphatase regulator activity; protein phosphatase 1 binding
Source: RefSeq, a predicted model, not a curated record